Molecule: messenger RNA, 1291 nt
Organism: Haliotis rufescens (red abalone)
Lineage: Eukaryota; Metazoa; Mollusca; Gastropoda; Lepetellida; Haliotidae
Product: frizzled-5-like
Exons: 1
Coding region: 378-1256 (292 amino acids)
Biological process (GO): non-canonical Wnt signaling pathway; canonical Wnt signaling pathway
Cellular component (GO): plasma membrane
Molecular function (GO): Wnt-protein binding; Wnt receptor activity
Source: RefSeq, a predicted model, not a curated record
UAUUGUUGUCUCUCGCGCAGGGGCUUUGUGUGAAUGGGCGUCCUUCAGGUUAGCCGAGCGCAGUGAGCGAGUACAACGUUCAACCUUGUCCAUUGAUAGCGUAAUACCAGAAAGACGCACCGACCCAACGAGAGUGUGGUUUGUAGGCGUCAGGUGUUGACAUUAGGGUCGCAAGGUAAAACCUCACAAUCCGUUUGUCUUGGAUAGAAAUAGCGACCGGGUGAGAAUAAACGACCAGCGAACGAUGACCUGUUAACGUUGUGAAUUUGCGGACACCGUCAUCUGUUGAAUUAGAAUUUGCAGUCCUGACUGUCUCUCCCGUGCACUGACUGUAGACCUCGUCCACACGGAUAAUACGCUUCACGUUUAAAUCCAAGAUGGCGCCGUGUUUUCUCGUCGCUGUGACCUGUCUGACUGUGGUGUUGGUGGUUUGCCCCUGUGCGUGUCAGACAGCGGACCUGUGUUCAUCCUUGCAACCCCUGGCGCCUCUAUGCGCCAACAUGACGUACAAUGUCUCGUCAUUCCCUAACGCCUUUGGUCACAGGAAUGCAGAAGAAGCGUCCAUGGCUAUUCAGCAGUUCUACCCAUUGGUGAAAAUACAGUGUUCAGACGUGAUGGUUGACCUGUUGUGUUCAGUGCACUUCCCUGAAUGCGACCCCGAGUUUGGCAGGAUUCCCCCAUGUCGGGAGAUGUGUGCCACGGCCCGACUCUGGUGUGAAAGUUUGAUGAAAAGGUUCGGAUUUGAAUGGCCGAUUGUUUUAAAUUGCAAUAAUUUCCCUAGUAAAGCGAACAACGUUAAUUGUAUGAAUGUCGAGUCCCGCAUGACAACUACAACUACAACUACAACAACCACAACUACGACUACAACGACGACGGCACCGAUGUCAAACAUUCCCGACUUCUGCCGGAACCUACCAUACGGGAUGCCGUCACUUCCGAACGUUCUCGGACAUUGGACAUUCGUUGACGCUCGGAGAAACAUCGAAAGGUUCAUGUCAAUGAUAGCGAGCGGAUGUUCGGAUAGACUGUCACAGUACAUGUGUGUGCUUCACUAUCCGACCUACGAGCCAACGACACAGAAGCCAAUUCCGCCAUGUUGGGAGUUCUGCCUGGCGGUGAGAACACAAUGCUUCUCCCAUCUCCCUAAACCCAGGCCGCGUAGCUUUUAUUGCGAGCGUCUCCCAAGUAAAAUCACCCCCGGUUCCAAGUGCUGGGGAUAUGAUAUGGAAAUGUACAGCGCACCCAAGUUCCCAUGAAUUUAAUUAUUUAUAAAUUGAUAAUCCAGUUGCAU